Messenger RNA from Silurus meridionalis, 2959 nucleotides. RefSeq names its product sphingomyelin phosphodiesterase 1 (gene smpd1). Gene Ontology annotation, molecular function: acid sphingomyelin phosphodiesterase activity. Gene Ontology annotation, cellular component: lysosome. The transcript is spliced from 6 exons. Gene Ontology annotation, biological process: ceramide biosynthetic process; sphingomyelin catabolic process. The record is from RefSeq and is a predicted model, not a curated record. The coding region runs from base 346 to 2151 and encodes 601 amino acids. Lineage: Eukaryota; Metazoa; Chordata; Actinopteri; Siluriformes; Siluridae.
CUCAAUGGAUACUUUAGCACUAGUGCGUAAUAUUAUGGGCAGUUGUCAGGAGGCAGAAGAUACGAGAAAGCCGUGGUGGGCGUUUUUGUUCUACUUCAACAAUUUAUUCGUUACUCGUGUCAGUGGCGUGAAACAUCUGAAAAACAGUGCGUUAUAGACCUGACUUCCUGUCUGAACUUGGGCAAGUCAGUUCCUUAAAAAAGUGAGAAGUCUGUACUGAUAAACUCUUUGAAUUCUACACUUGGGGGAUUGAACACCUCGGGGUGACAGAUCAGGAGUUUAAUGUGAGGAUCACUGGGAAUUUGACCCACUCACUGGUGUAGCUGCAGCUUCUCAGCGAUCAGGAUGAAGAUCAUAUGUUUGACAGCAGCGGUGGUCUGGUUUCUGACCUCUCUCGGAUCUUCUUAUCCUUCUCACGAUCAUGUGGACAUGGCUGACCUGGCCAUGGUGGGUGCAAACACGCUGGAUCGAUUUAAAAUGCACUUCGGCUGGCGCAAUAUCAGCUGUGCGGUGUGCAAAACUCUCUUCACCGUGGUGGACAUUGCUCUUUUGAGUGACUCGAACAUGGAGCACGUGGCUCGUGCAGUAGAAGAAGCCUGUGUUCGUUUGCGCUUGGCAGAGGAAAAUGUGUGCCGGGAUAUUACCGAGCUCUUCCGUGACGACUUCAUUCGGGCCCUUCAGGAAUCUCUUCUCUGGCCCUCAGAGGUCUGUGCCUUACUCAUGGGACCCUCAUGUGGUCAUUUUGACAUCUACGCCCCAUGGAACAUCACCCUGCCCAAUGUCCCUAAACCUCCAGUGGUUCCUCUGCAGCCCCCCAAACCUGGUUCACCCCAAACCAGGGUCCUCUUCCUCACUGACAUCCACUGGGAUGCCGAGUACUCAGAAGGCAGUGCAGCUGACUGCAAACAGCCUUUAUGCUGCAGGAACGAGUCUGGUAGAGCCAACUGGAGGCACCGUGCUGCAGGUCACUGGGGUACCUACAGCAAGUGUGAUCUUCCAUUACGUACAGUAGAAAACCUCCUAAAAAAUGUAGCCAAGGCAGGACCCUGGGAUUGGGUCUACUGGACUGGAGACAUCCCUGCACAUAAUGUGUGGUCCCAAACGAGGGCAGAGCAGCUAAAUGAGCUGACCACCAUCUCCAGGCUCAUCAGAAAGUACCUUGGAUCUGACAUUACAGUGUACCCAGCUGUGGGCAACCACGAGAGCACACCGGUCAACAGCUUUCCUCCUCCUUUUGUGCAUGGGAAUCGCUCCUCCCAAUGGCUGUAUAACACCAUGGCAGAAGAAUGGGGUCCCUGGCUGCCUGCUCAAGCUUUGGAGACUUUGCGGCGAGGAGGUUUCUACGUGGCCCAGGUGCAGCCCGGUCUAAGGGUGGUGUCUCUAAAUAUGAACUUCUGUGCGAGGGAGAACUACUGGCUGAUGGUGAACUCCACAGACCCUGCAGAUCAGCUCCAGUGGCUCGUACACAUCCUGCAGAAGGCUGAAAAUGAUGGAGAAAAGGUGCAUAUUAUUGGCCACAUCCCCCCUGGGAACUGUCUUAGCAGCUGGAGCUGGAACUACUAUCACAUAGUCAACAGAUAUGAGAGCACAAUAACCGGGCAGUUUUUUGGACACACACACUUUGAUGAAUUUCAGGUGUUUUAUGAUGAAGAGACGAUGACUCGUGCAGUGGGCGUGGCCUACAUUGCUCCAAGUGUAACGACUUAUAUUAACCUCAAUCCAGGUUACCGUGUAUAUUAUAUUGAUGGAAACUACACAGGCAGCAGUCGUCUAGUUCUGGAUCAUGAGACUUUUAUCCUCAACCUUACCUUAGCAAAUGGUUUUCAAGAUAACUCUUCAUGGAUGCACAAACCUGACCCGGACCCAGCAUGGACAUUGCUCUACCGGGCCUCUGAAUCUUACGGGGUUUCACCUCUUUUCCCCGCUGACUGGGACGCUCUAACCCGAGCCUUCUUUAAAGAUGACAGUGUCUUUCAGCAAUUCUGGUACUUUAUGCACAAAGGCCAUGUGUCUGAAUACUGCAAAGAAGUGUGUAAACGCACCGUGAUCUGCUACCUGCGCAGUGGCCGUUAUGACCUCCAGGAACAGUGCGAUCGCAUCGAUGGAGUCAAGAAGCCGAGAGGACGUUCUUUCAGAAAGACGCUAUGCUAAUCACCCAAAUGACGAUAAAGUUACAUAUUCCACAGCUAGCGUAAACAAGGAAACCAGGGAAAUGUCUGUGCUUUGAAAAAUGCCAAUUUCUAUUAGCAAUGUUAUCAGGGUCUGGAAUUUGAGAUUAUCUAAAGAUUAGUCUGUGCGAAAUCACAUACAAUUUUACAAUUACUUUAUUAAUGCUUGGCACUGACAACAAAAUGAGGCUAAAAUUCAACAUGCAUUUGGAUGAAAUCCACUGUAGUUACUGUGAUGGAGAUGUUUUUCUGGUUAGCUUAUAUUAGUAGUUAGUCGCCGGGCUGUGCAGCGAUGAAAGGACCUUAAAAUCCAUUGCAUUAAAUUAUGGAACUAAAAUGCAGACUUGGUCAUUCCAAAAUCUCAGAUGAUAUGUGUUGUGCUGUCAAAACUGCACUUUAUCUAUCUUUGUAGACUUCCUACUUGUUUCACUAUGGUGUGGAGUGAUAUGAUUGGUCCUCACCACCUCCGUUUAUCACUGCUUCCAUUAUAUUUAAUACAACUGAUUUUCAUGUCAAACCAUUGAUUCAAAUCUAUAGUUUCAACAUUUUAUAGUACACAGUUUGGAUAUUGCACAACAGUGGAAAGUUAUGAAGAAACUUGUAAAGCCAUGUAUAAGUUAGUUGACCUCUCCAUGGCCUUCAUUUCCCAUAAUGUAGCACAUGAAAUUAAAGAUAAAAUCUUUUCUGUAACUGAGAAUGUUGUUUGGUUUAGAAUGUAUAGAUAUGAAAUUUGAUUGUUGAUUUAACUGGUGUAAAUGUUGAAUGAAGGAGUAAAUUAUUCCACAAUCCAA